ACGAUGUGGGUAGUGUGUUUUUGUGAGCCGUCAAAAUGUUAUUUUUGAUUUUGAGUGCGGCUUAAAUGGCGUUAGCUCCCUUUGCUGCAUGUGACGUGAGUGACUUCCCUCUAAACUGAUGGCCGUGCGCUGGCGAUGUCUCUGUCGGUGUUAAUAGUUUGGACCAAGGCCUUGGUUGUUUUGGUCUUGGUCUGCAGAGGGGAGCAGGUGUGUGAGGUAGCAAAUGUACAGAUCGAAAACGAAGACGGCGUCCGACAGGUGUUUGAACUAAAAAGCGUCAAACCCUCCCAGAGUGGGGCGUAUGUACUAUGUGCGACCAGGCAAGGUGCCAGCAGUGUCAACGGAGAGUCAUGGUCUCCCUUCGCUCUUCGCUUCAACGUUGUGUUGACACCCGGCGAAAUGCUGAUGGCUUGUGAGACAGGACGGGAGCACUUGCCUGCAGGUCUGUGCUCUCAAGCGAGGGUGACAGAAAGCCAUUGCUCGCAUGAGGCAGGCAGCUGCCCCAUCCUCGACGAUGUUUCACGCGAAGAUCUUGCUGACGAAAUCAUCAACCGCAAGUUGUUGCCAUUAGCAACAGGCAGACCCGAAAUCGACUAUCGUAUCGCCCACAGCAUCGUCAGCAUCAACGCUGGGUUUCUCGAUGAGGCCAUACAGGAGCUUUCCGUACUUCUAAAGGAAGAUCCAGGCAUUGUUGCCGCCUAUUAUGCACGAGGAGUUGCAUAUGCUAGAAAAGGUCUGGAAACUCCCCAGCAUGCACUACGCUCUCUCGCCGAUUUCACCAUCUGCAUCGAGCAGGAACCUUCUCGGCCAGAGGGGUAUGAGUGGCGAUCUGAAGUGUACAUCGCUCUGAAUCAAUUCCAAGAUGCGUUGGAAGACCUUAAGCAUGCUGUAUCAAUACGACCUACAAAUCGUCUGUAUUUUAAUCAAGGCAUCAUCAAUUUGUUGUUAGAGAAUUUUGCAGACGCAGAGAGAGACUUCAAGAAAAACUUGGAAGAAAAAGACUCAGAUAAAAACCCCACAUACAUAUUGUCAUAUUUCCACCUUGGUCUGGCCCAGUAUUACAGAGGACGUUUGCGCAAUGCUAUUGAAGUGUUCAAAGAGGUAUUGAAGUUGGACCCAAACCAUGCUGAAGCAUGCAUCAGCCUUGCACAUGCUUUCCGUGAGCUUGGUAACCAGAAAGCUGCACUGUCACGUUUUGACCAGUUGCUAGCUAUUAGUCCCAACCAUACACUGGCAUUACAGCUGAAGGGCUCCAUGCUUUAUCAUUCAGGCGAGCCAGCAUCUGCACAACCUAUUCUCCAACACUGUCUAACUGUUGAUAAAGAUAACAUUGGGUGCCGGUACUUAAUGGCAUUGUCUAACGUAGCUUUGGGGAGCUUCUAUCCAGGGAUUAAAGAUAUAACAAAAGUCAUGGUCAACUCUCUACCAAUACUUAGAUCUUCUCCUGAACAUGUUCGUGCCCAUUAUUUGCGGGAAUAUGCUAGGUACCUGCAUGCAUCACUGGAUGUUCCACUGGAUCAGUUUAAGCCUGAGGUGAGUUUAGAUGAGGAUUUGCGUUCCCAGUGGGUACAGGGUGUACCCUUUAAAGCACAUGGCACAUACAGAGAGCAGCCUGGCCUCCAGCCUGAUAUCAACGAUGUUGCUGCUGAAACAGAACACAACUGGUCCCAUCCUGCUAUGCAAAACUUGCUGUGCUUUGCAGAAAAAGUUGGGUGGUCAAUGCAGGUGACAUCCGAUGGCUUUUUACCAAAUCGUCGACUAAACUUAGCAAUGGGUCUUGCAGCUGUUCACAUAGCUCAGAUUGCCGAAGCCAAGUGGAAAAAUUUCAAAUCAGGGAAAUCAGGUGAAAGGCCUUUCACUUGGAAAGAGCUGUUUUCUAUAGCUGUGAGAUACCGACAAUUGGUGGACCCAGAACAGGCUGUUCUAUGGGUUAGUUCAUUGCCAGACUAUUACACAAGUGAUGGUUAUAGAGCAGAUGUCACAUUUAUACGAGGGUCAGUGAUUAAUGUGAAGUUGAAUCAAUACUUUGACCUGGCCUUCAAGCUUGCCCGCACAAUGCUUGAACAUUUCUCGGGUGAAGGAACAGCAUAUGCAGGUCAAGCAGCUGACAUCCAGAAGGCCAAAACUUGUGAAGAUCUUUUAGCUGUUGCUCGAAAGCGUCGCAUAAAUCCACAUGGUUUUCUGGUCUCCACACAGGUUCCAGCAGUUGUUGCAGUUCCUGGAUCACAGACAACAAGCGAAGAUCGGUUGGAUGGCACAGUGUUGGUCUUGACAGAAGAUCCUGGUGGCCGCAUUGUUUUUGCCCUGAGCUUGGCAAGCACACCUGCUCGCACUAACGCCUACGCUGCUCAGAUGGAUCACUUUCUGCUGCAGCUGCACCAGGAGGUUCAGAAGGGAGGUCUGGGGAAAAUCUCCGACCUUGACCCCAUUCUAAGCUCUAUUUUGUCCCUUGUCUACUACUUCUACAACCUCAUGCCGCUGACCAGGGGAUCCAGUGUAGUGGCCUAUGCUGUCUUGCUUGGGCUGGUUAUGUCCCUUGGACGUCAGGUGAGCGGUAAGCUACCAACAGGCAAGCUACUUGACAUGGAAGCCAUGCUGUCUGGUGCCCCAGAUGCAUUUGUCAUGGUCACACACCAGUGGAUGAGUGUUAAAAAAUUGACAACACCAGUCUCUGCUUUGCCAAGGAUAUGGGAAGUUCUUCCAAAUGUACGAGACAUUCUGGAUCUCUUGGCAGCAAACACUACUGCCAUCUGUGGAUAGCACUUGCUGUCUUUAUAGUGUUAUAUCUUGUAAGCUGCAUCGUACCAUUGUUUGGAUACCAUGUCAUGUGUAUCCCCAGUUUUAUCAUAAAUUAGAACUCCUGCUUGUGUCCAGAUCAGAGAAUAUCUUUAACAAUCAGUUACUGACCCAAUGAUCAUUACUGAAUUGAAGGUCUACAUUAAAUGGGUUUGUUGUUUGCAAGGGGAGACAAAAAUUUCAAAAAUUUGGAGACUAUAAAGUAUUUACAUUUUAGAUUGCAGCAUCCUGUACAUUAACUGGAACAUGUGAAAGGAGUAAUUUUACAUUUUUUUUAAGAGGGGGGUCUGGGGAAGUAGCAUAGCAUCACAGAGCACUAGAUAAUCUGUACUGGCUGAAUGUAGAUUUUGAGCAACUGAUACUUUAUUAAUCUUUCUGCUAAACAAAUAUCUUUUUUUUUUUUAAUAAUGUAGAUUUAUAGAGGAAAUUCGUGUUAGUUGGUGUUGAACUCUGUAUCAACCACUUAGCAUAUUCAGUUGGUUGGUUUCCCUUUUGCUGGGCCUUCACCACUUUUAAGUGCUUAUCAGAACUCCUGUUGCUGGCAUCUUGUGUAUAGUUUUUGUGAGGACUGAGCAGCACCAAACUCAAACUCUAUGGUUAAGUGGUAACAGGAGGGGGAGGGAUGAUCAUCCUAUGUUCAGUUCCCUCAUUGAUUGAGAGCAUCCUCAUUUCCACCGAUGUAGUUUAUAAUGAGUGCCUUUCACAAACUAGAGCAAUGAUAGCUUUGGUGAAGACCUUUUUGUGACUGUUCUUAAAGUAACAUUCUCUUGAAAGAUGAGGUGGCUUAGUUCACUCUAAUUAGUCUUUCUGGACUGGUUUGCAUGUUCUGCAAAUUUAAAAAUAAUUUUAUCAUUGUCUUAUUGGCGAUAUAUCAGUCCUUUAAAUUCUUUGCCAGCACUGAGGGAUGCAAAAUAAAGGAGCAGUUUGCAUAAU
Molecule: messenger RNA, 3729 nt
Organism: Pomacea canaliculata
Lineage: Eukaryota; Metazoa; Mollusca; Gastropoda; Architaenioglossa; Ampullariidae
Product: tetratricopeptide repeat protein 13-like
Molecular function (GO): protein binding
Source: RefSeq, a predicted model, not a curated record